AUUUUAUCUAGGUGUUGUUCUAUGCAAGAUUUGAUCUAGGUGUUGUUCUAUGCAAGAUUUGAUCUAGGUGUUGUUCUAUAGGCCAUCAUGUCGUCCAGCGAUUACCUUGUUAGGGUGGUGUCUGUGAUGUCGCCACUGGAACAGCGACGUCUGAUCAUGUUGGCCAAACAGAACUGUUUCAAGUUGGGUCUCAGUCGGGAGAAUGACUCCUCCAAAGAUGGCGGCGUGUGUCGUGUCACGUGGGACGAUAUGUUGUGUUGGGACGUCACCCCUGCAGGACGUACAGUCUCCCAGCCCUGCCCCAACUACGUCAACGGCUUCAACAAGAACGAAUUCGCGACGAAAACAUGCACGGAAAACGGCACGUGGUGGGUGAACCCUGACCCCGUCCUGAACAGGGAGUGGACCAACUACAGCGACUGUGUCAAACCUUCCAUAGACCUCAGCUUUCACGCGGCCCACGGAGACAAAAUCCGCCUUCUGUACACCAUCGGCUACAGCAUCUCACUGGGUGCACUCGUCGUGGCUGUCGUCAUCAUGCUCUGUUGCAAAAGACUGCACUCUAAGAGCAACACGCUGCACAUCAACUUGUUCCUGACCUUCAUCCUGCGAGCCGUCAUCUCCUUUCUCAAGGACAUUCUCUUCGUCGGCAACGUCGGUCUGGAGAAAGAUGUCCGACGAGGGGCCGACGGGAUACUGGAGUUCCUACACGACGCCUCGCAUUGGGAGUGUAAGCUGGUGAUCAGCGUGUUCAUGUACAGCGUGAACGCCUGCAACAUGUGGAUCUUCGCUGAGGCUCUCUACCUCACCAUGCUCGUCUACAAGCCGCUGACCACUGAGAGGAGGGGGGUGCGGCUCUACAUCCUGCUGGGCUGGUCACUGUCGUUUGUGUUCAUUGUCCCAUGGGUACUGGUCAAGGCCUUGUAUGAAAACACAUUUUGCUGGAACAUCCAACACAACCCGGAUUAUUAUUGGAUUUUACGUGGCUCGGGGGUCGGUGUUGUAGUGAUAAAUUUCUUUCUUUUCCUGAAUAUUUUCCGGAAGUUGUUUUUAAAACUACGUCACAGUUCCCAUUUGGGAGCCAGCGGAAAGGCCAAAUAUCGGAAGUUGGCCAAAUUUAUCCUUGUUCUGAUCCCACUCUUCGGCAUCAUGUACAUCGUCUUCUACGUAGCCAUCCCGUCCAACUUUGAGGAGUCGGACUUCAACGUGGCUUACCUCUAUCUGGAAAUGGGAUACAACUCCUUUCAGGGCUUUCUACUGGCCCUGCUCUUCUGCUUCCUCAAUGAAGAGGUUCACGGUGAACUGAGGAGGGCGUGGCACCGGCACCGCAGCAGACGUACGGAAAUGUCUGCCAUGAACAAGUCCUGCAACCACUUCCAUUCGUCGUACCGACGGAGCCACUCCACGGUGCUGGGGAACUCCGUGGCUAAGCCGUGUCCCACGGGCCGGCACAAGGACUCUCACAGAAAGGAACUGUACAGGUUGCGGACCAUGUCUGUGUCCAGCGAUACGGCAAACGACAUCAGCCGGACUACGGCCAACGACAUCAGCCGGACUACGGCCAACGACAUUAGCCGGACUACGGCCAAAGACAUCAGCCGGACUACGGCCAACGACAUUAGCCGGACUACGGCCAACGACAUCAGCCGGACUACGGCCAACGACAUCAGCCGGACUACGGCCAACGACAUCAGCCGGACUACGGCCAACGACAUUAGCCGGACUACGGCCAACGACAUCAGCCGGACUACGGCCAACGACAUCAGCCGGACUACGGCCAACGACAUUAGCCGGACUACGGCCAACGACAUUAGCCGGACUACGGCCAACGACAUCAGCCGGACUACGGCCAACGACAUCAGCCGGACUACGGCCAAUGACGUCAGCCGGACUACGGCCAACGACAUCAGCCGGACUACGGCUAACUCGUGCAGCUUCAAGAUCCCGCCCAGAAUCUCAUCAGCUGACGAAGACAUUUUAUCAGCCGUUAGUGCCAGCCUUUCUCAGCCUUCUGCGAACUUGAAAACGACCUCGCUGCUGAAACAGGCGGUGAGAACUCAACACUGGCAGGCGGGGAGGGCGGGCGAGUCAACACAUAGCCAGCACCUAGCGCCUGGGUCAGGGGACAAUACAGGUGGGCAGUGUCGAUACUGUGAGCUGUGA
Molecule: messenger RNA, 2163 nt
Organism: Physella acuta
Lineage: Eukaryota; Metazoa; Mollusca; Gastropoda; Physidae
Product: secretin receptor
Biological process (GO): adenylate cyclase-modulating G protein-coupled receptor signaling pathway; cell surface receptor signaling pathway
Cellular component (GO): plasma membrane
Molecular function (GO): peptide hormone binding; G protein-coupled peptide receptor activity
Source: RefSeq, a predicted model, not a curated record